AUGACAGGUCAAGUGCUGGUUGAGAGUGCAGACCUGACGGUCCACAGGCUGUCAGUGAAGACGUGCAUGGAGGACGAGUCCGACCGGGCCGAGAGCAUAAUGAGUCGCAGGCCCUCUGUGUUUGAUGACACCUCCUCAGAGCUCCAGAGGGUGGGAGUCAUUGAGCCUCGUGGUCUGCAUUCCCAAAACUCUUUCCGUGGACGAGGAGCACUGUCCAGGUUGGUGAGUAUGGUGGUGACGCUGCGGGACUGGGCGCAUAAGAGUCUCCACGAGGAGGAGGAGCGGCCGGACUCCUUCCUGGAGCGCUUCAGGGGCCCCGAGCUCCAGAUGGCCCCCAGCCGGAUCAGCACCACCGCACCCGACCCGGACGGCUCCAACAGCAACGUCAAAGUCAAGAAGAAGUCAGAUGUUUUCGUCAUGGCCCCUGCAGAUGAUCUCUAUUACCGCUGGCUCUUUGUCAUUGCUGCCGCUGUGCUUUACAACUGGUGCCUCCUAGUGGUCAGGUCCUGCUUCGAUGAGCUCCAGACCUAUAACUACAUCCUGUGGCUGGUGAUGGACUAUGUUUCAGACGCCGUCUACAUACUGGAUGUGUGUGUGAGGCUACGCACAGGAUUCCUGGAGCAGGGCUUGCUUGUUAAGGACCUCACCAAGCUGAGGGACCGGUAUGUGCGCACUAUGCAGUUUAAGUUGGACGUGAUCUCCAUCCUUCCCACAGACCUGGCGUACAUCGCGCUGGGAAUCCACACCCCUCUCCUUCGCUUCAACCGGCUGGCGCGCUUCUCGCGCAUGUUCGAGUUCUUCGACCGCACGGAGACGCGCACCAAUUACCCCAACAUGUUCCGCAUCUGCAAUCUGGUGCUCUACAUCCUGGUCAUCAUCCACUGGAAUGCCUGCAUCUACUUUGCCAUCUCGAAGUCGCUGGGCUUCGGGUCAGACCAGUGGGUGUACCCCAACAUCACAGACCCAGAGUUUGGGACCCUGACCCGGUGUUACGUCUACUGUCUCUAUUGGUCCACCCUGACACUCACGACCAUCGGCGAGAUGCCUGCCCCAGUCCGCGAUGAGGAGUACCUCUUUGUCGUCUUCGAUUUCCUCGUAGGGGUGCUUAUAUUUGCCACCAUUGUCGGUAACGUUGGCUCCAUGAUCUCCAACAUGAACGCCACGCGAGCUGAGUUCCAGGCGCGCAUCGACGCGAUCAAGCACUACAUGCAGUUCCGCAAGGUCAGCAAGGAGCUCGAGGCCCGUGUCAUCAAGUGGUUCGACUACUUGUGGACCAACAAGAAAACGGUGGAUGAGCAGGAGGUGCUGAAGAAUCUGCCCAACAAGCUGCGGGCCGAGAUCGCCAUCAACGUGCACCUGGACACGCUGAAGAAGGUGCGCAUCUUCCAGGAUUGCGAAGCGGGCCUGCUAGUCGAGCUGGUCCUCAAGUUGCGGCCCCAGGUCUUCAGCCCGGGGGACUACAUCUGCCGCAAGGGCGACAUCGGCAAAGAGAUGUACAUCAUCAAGGAGGGACGUCUGGCAGUGGUGGCCGACGACGGCAUGACGCAGUACGCCCUCCUGACCUCGGGCAGCUGCUUCGGCGAAAUCAGCAUCCUCAACAUCCGCGGGAGUAAGAUGGGCAACCGCAGGACGGCCAACAUCCGCAGCAUCGGCUACUCGGACCUCUUCUGCCUGUCCAAAGACGACCUGAUGGAGGCCGUCAUGGAGUACCCCGACGCCAAGAAGGUCCUGGAGGAGCGGGGCCGCGAGAUCCUGCAGAAGGAGGGCCUCCUGGAGGAGCUGAGCGGGGGCCUGGGCGCGGAGGAGAUGGAGGAGAAGGUGGAGCGGCUGGAGGCGGCGCUGGACACCCUGCAGACGCGCUUCGCCCGGCUCCACAGCGAGUACACGGCCACGCAGCAGCGGCUGAAGCAGAGGCUGACCGCGCUCGAGCGGCAGCUGCGCUACAUGGGCAGCGGCUUCCUCUCGGACGGCAACGAGAGCACGCUCGACGGAGACGGAACGCACAGCGAAGUUAACAUUCACCUCUGA
This is a messenger RNA of Sardina pilchardus (European sardine), 2028 nucleotides long. RefSeq names its product cyclic nucleotide gated channel subunit alpha 2a (gene cnga2a). Gene Ontology annotation, biological process: monoatomic cation transmembrane transport. Gene Ontology annotation, cellular component: intracellular cyclic nucleotide activated cation channel complex; plasma membrane. The transcript is spliced from 6 exons. Gene Ontology annotation, molecular function: protein-containing complex binding; intracellularly cGMP-activated cation channel activity; cGMP binding. Lineage: Eukaryota; Metazoa; Chordata; Actinopteri; Clupeiformes; Clupeidae. The record is from RefSeq and is a predicted model, not a curated record. Bases 1 to 2028 code for a protein of 675 amino acids.